Podarcis muralis (Common wall lizard) is the source of this 4216-nucleotide messenger RNA. RefSeq names its product E3 ubiquitin-protein ligase TRIM56-like. Gene Ontology annotation, biological process: innate immune response; positive regulation of type I interferon-mediated signaling pathway. The record is from RefSeq and is a predicted model, not a curated record. Gene Ontology annotation, molecular function: ubiquitin protein ligase activity; zinc ion binding. NCBI's taxonomy places the organism in Eukaryota, Metazoa, Chordata, Lepidosauria, Squamata, Lacertidae. Gene Ontology annotation, cellular component: nucleoplasm.
UCGCACUGAUUCAACAGUGCAAAAUGGAGCCUCUUAACUCAAACAGGAAACCGGAGAGGAGGCGGCUCUGCUACCAAGAUGAGCGAGGCAGAGCGCCUUCCGGAAAUGACGCCGCGAGGCGGAAAUCGCUCGCGCCCGGUCGAGGGACUGCCCGCUUAGAGGAAGACCGACCAGACAAGAUCAUGGCAACUCAGAGUUCCACGUCACUGCAGGAUUUGAUUCGGGAAGAUUUUUUGACUUGCAAAAUCUGCUAUGACCUGUAUGUGGUGCCCAAAAUCUUGCCAUGCCUGCAUACCUACUGCCAAAAAUGCCUAGAGCCCUUGGUAGAAAAUGGGACCAUACAUUGUCCUGAGUGCCGUCUGCAGUCGGAAGCUCCUGGAGGUUCUGUGGGGCUGAAGACCAAUUUCUUCAUUAAUAGCCUCUUGGAACUGUUCCAGAUGAAGCGCAACAAGGACCUAGAGUGCACAGUCUGCUCUAGUGCUCAGAAAGUUGUGGCUGCCACUGCCCGUUGCCUGGAUUGCAAGGAUUUCUUGUGCCAAAUAUGUUCCCAGGGCCACUGCUGCUCCCGCCUCACUCUGCACCAUAAGGUGGUGAACCUGGAAGAGUUCCUUGCAGGGCAUUAUGACACUGAGGUAAGAUUUUUACAGGAACUGUGGUGCCAAGAUCACCCACAGGAGGCGCUCCGUUUCUUCUGUGAUACCUGCAGCAUGUCCAUCUGCAGGGAUUGUCGCAUGCUGGACCAUUUCCAGCACAAAGUGGUAUCCAUGUCCAGUGCAGUCCAGCGGAAACGCCCUUCUGUAGAGCAGUUGAUCAAGAGCUUGCAGGGAACAAUUACCUGCAUCUCUGAACAAGAGAAAGCUGUGGAGGAGGCAAUGGACAAACUAAAAGUAGAGAGCGAACGUGUCAAGGAGAAGAUCUGCAAGUAUGUGGAAGAUAUCACUACUUACAUCUUUGCCCAGAAGGACUGUGUUUUGGCAAAACUGAAUGCCUUCCUAACAGAGCAGCUGGAGCGUUUUUGUUUAGCACAGAAGGAGCUGCAGAGUCAGAAGGACAAAGCAAUGAACACUCAAGAGUUUUCUCAGCGUAUUCUAUGUGUUGGGAAGGACUCUGAGAUCCUUCACCUGGAAGGAAUGAUCAGGACUAGAGUUGAGGAGCUUCAGGCGCACAGACUCCCACAACUCCAAAGUCAGAUUCCAGAAUUAACCAUUGCCUGGGAUGAACCCCAGCAACUCUCUGAAGGAUCAAUUUUCAGCCUUGUCUUUCCUGGGGAGCAACCCACAAGAAAUGCGCAGCAGUUGGAGCUCGGCAGUGAGUCAUUGACGUCUCUGGGCGAGGAGAGUGGGGAGGUUAUGGGCACUCCUUCUGAUUCAGAUGAAGACUCCCUCACAAGUGAAUCUGACUCCCACUUUAAAAGCCCUUUUUCCUCCACUGGCUGGAGCAGAAGAGCAGGGUAUGCUUUCAGCUUUGCGCUAGAUCCAUCCCUCACCAAACAAAAGCCUAAUAUCACUGGGAUUGCUGUUGUGCCUCACAGUGGUCAAGUCGUCCUUUUGGAUCAGGCAAAUGCUGAGAUAAAGCAAUAUAGCGCCUUUGGCCACUUUGAGGGGGUGAUUCCUUUGCCUGCAUCUAAUUCUGUCUUCUGUGGCAUCUCUGUGUGUGGAAAGAUCCUGGCCUGUUCCUCAGAGACUCAUCUUUUUUUCCUGAAUCUUGAUGGAUUAUUCCUGCGUAAACUGCAGCUGAGGGGCUCUGAAUCGUCCUAUCCCCUUGCCUCAUAUGGAGACUCUUAUGUGGCUGUUAGUGAAGGAACUCUCUGUUCCAUCUCAUUGUAUAGCCCAUCUGGGGCAUGUGUUGGUAGAGUCCAGCCAGACAACUAUCAUGGGGGGAAAUUCCUGUUCAUUGCUGUAAAUAGCUGGGAGGAGUUUGUCGUCUCAGACUUCAUUAAGAAACAAAUUGUGGUCAUGGAGAAGUCUGGGGUUGUUCUGAAUGUGCUUAACCCCUCAACUUCACUGCUGGCCAAGCCAUUCAGCAUCUGUGUUGAUGAAGACAGGAACAUUUUUGUGAUUGAUCAGUUCAAAGUGAUACAGUUCUCGCCAUAUGAUAAUACUGGGAAGGUUGUGUUCAGUGGCCAGGGUCAGAUGGGAAGACCCAGAGUCCUGGCCAUUGAUGGUAAUAACCUCAUUUUAGUGAGGGAAGAUGGAAACACUCAUGUCUUUUACCUAUACGGUAGGUUGCUAUAGCUCAUUAGAGUAUGAAUCAAGUGCCUAAUUCUGAAAUUCUGAGCAUCUUUCUGGAGACUGGCACUAUUGUGUUAACUAGAUAUUGAGAUGGGCUUCAGCCUUUACUAGACCCGAGAUCAGACCCUGGGUAAGAAAUGCUGUUACACUCAGAUGAAUAUGCAUUGCUGAAGUCUUCUUGCUAUUGUUAGAGCCUGACUUGAGAAUAACAGCAGUAGAUCAAGAUCUUACAUGUACCUUUAAACCAUGCAUUGCAUUCACACAAUUACUAUGAUCUUGUCUUUGUUCAGACCUCUGGAGUCUGCUGCUUCAAUGCAGAUCUCAGUCGAAAGACCCAUGAGAACAGGUGGCCUGACUUUUAUUUGGAACCGACAUUCCUACUUUCUCUGACAUUGUGGUCAUGGCAAAUUUUGUAGAUGCAUCAGCAGGCUUGGUCCUUCAUUCAAUGAGCAAUAGACCAGCUAUUCCUUUUUUAAUCUGAUAAUUCAAAUUCAGGCAUCAAGGUUAGUGCUGAGGAGGUCUCGGUCCUACCAUUAUAUUUACAAAAACUAGGCUUAGAACAUUCCACUUUCUUCACCUGCUGCUGUGUGGACCAGGAACUAUUGUGCCUUGCCAUCAGAUUGAAUUUUUUUGAGAAGGGGCAAUGUGAACAAGCAACGUAGCUUCUAGAGUAAUUUUAACAGUAACAUGCAUUCAGUGUGUGAUUUGUGGAAAUGUGGAUGUGUUUUCACAUACAUCUUCUCACAAGCAUUUAAUGCGCUUGCAUAAUCCCUGAGUACCCAUGGAAUUGUAGAAAUUCAAUAAUUCUCCUUGCAUACAUGUUCCUUACUCAAUGCCUACUAAAUAUGCUGUCUUUGCUAGGGCUUGACAACUGUCACUGGCUCCAUAAGCAAACGUGGAGGUGCUGAGACCAGGAAUAUUGUAUUCCAAGCUUUUUAUAGGCACACAGCUCAAGGCCCAUGUCUUAAGAUCCAUGCAGAUGUCACCUAUGAAUGGCUAUAUGCACAUUUAGUUGGCACCAAGAUCCGUAGUUGGUGAGCUACUGUCUAAUCUUCCUGCUGUUCAUUUUGGUAGUAAAGUAGUCAUCCAGUUCCCGACUUUCCACAUUCAUGCCCAAGGAUGCACAAAUGACUAGUCUUGAAGACGCACUUGAAGAUGUAGAGCCUAAUAUUACCUUCUGCAGGCACACAUAUUGGAAGGUGGCCUUUCUGCUGUCUUUUAACACAAGGCCAAGAUUGUUCCUACAGAUCAUUCCCUUUUUGACCAAGCUAUGCUGUAGAUUUCCUUUGAUAGCUCUGUGCUUGGGAAAGUUGACUAGACAUGUAUUUUCUGGGGAAAGAAGACCAAAACCUAAAGAGUAAAGGGAUCAUAUGCUGCCUGCAAAUUUAGUUCCUGUUACAUCUAGUUAUCCUCUGAUUAAACAGGAAGGAAUUUUAUCAGCCUCAACAUCCUGCACCUAUGCUAGGCCCCUGAGCCUUCCUGCGCUCCAUUAGUUUUACAGAUACUAUGGCAUUGUUCAAAGAGCAGUGGCCCAGAGUGCUUCAAAGCUGUUGCAGUCACCAACUGGGCUUCUUGCCUUUGUCUUUUGGAGUUGUUGUAGCUUGACUUCCUUCCUCUUUUCUUCUGUGCCCUCCCCUUUCCUGGAGCAAGGUUGGGGAACCUGUGGUCCUGCAGAGGUUGUUUGGACUCCAACUCCCAUCAGCCCCAGUUAGCAUGGCCAAUGGUCAGGGAUGUUUGGAGAUUCCAACAGAAUCUGGAGAGUCACAGGUUCCCCAUCCGUGUUCUAAGAAAUAGGUAACUGUUGAAGGUGUGAAGAGGAGUGCAGGUACCUCUCUGCUGAAUGCCAUCAUGCCUCAUGAGUAGCCAGGGUCAAGGGUACCCCAUUGUGCAUUACUUUGUUCUUAAGGAGCUGUUAACAUUUCUUCAGUAUAUGCUUUUGAUAUUAAUAAAAUUGAAUAAAUAGCCAUUUUGUUGUACAUUCUCAA